AUGGUGAUAUCCGCGGUUUUGUCCGCGUUUGUGUUCUUGUGCGUAAUAAACAACGGACAUCAAGAAAGCAGUGAAGGCAGUCUGAAGUGCUACAAGUGUGACUCUGUGUUCGACCCGCAGUGUGGAGAUCCAUUCGACAAAGUGAUCGGUAGCGUUUUCAUCGUCGAUUGCGACAACGAGUCGGUAAAGCCUGUCAAUGCGAAAAACAAACGCCCUGUUGGAUGCCGGAAAAUUGACCAGCACGUAUUGGAUAAGAUUACCGUUGUCCGCCAGUGUGCAUACACAGGUCAGAACAUGACUGGUGUGAAGCGGCCCGGAAACAAGGGAAUCGUGAAGUACUUGAACCAGUGUUCGACGCACGAAUGCAACAAAGGCAAGCUCAGAGUCUCGUCAUCGUUCGCGGCCGUCGUCGCUCCGCUCGUGUUCGCCUUCAUUCUGCGUUACGGUUUUUGA
Soboliphyme baturini is the source of this 453-nucleotide messenger RNA. NCBI's taxonomy places the organism in Eukaryota, Metazoa, Nematoda, Enoplea, Dioctophymatida, Soboliphymatidae. The record is from the annotation of a GenBank genome assembly.